AGUUGGCAUUGUGCUCAAAAAGCGUGCCGUCGACACCAACCGAACCGGCAGUGCAAACCUCGAGAAGAAUGGGUCGGUCCACUGGAUGUUCCGGCUUCAAUGUUCUUCCAAGGACACGCAUUUCAACGAUCCAUUCUUCCUGGUAUGACGUUUUUCACUUUGGUGUGCGCCCUCCAUUUUGUUCCACACUUUGCGCUUUCGAAUGUGAAGCAAGAAGAUGGAGAAGACUCGAUCAAGAUCGGAGGCAUUGUCUCCGAUUGUCAGGAAGCUGAGGGGCUGUUCUUUGUCCAGUCCAUCAGAGAAAGGCGUCGACAGGUGGAAGAUGCGCCUUUUGCCUCAUUGGUGGGUGAGUCUUCCCAAGAGUCACCGAGUGGCAUCAAGACAGUCUUGCAAAUCCAAAAGGUGAUGGCCCUUGCUCAGACGAAAGUGCAGACAAAGGUGGGAGAGGCUCCGUAUUUCAUUAUAGCUGUUGCUGUGGCCGGCUUCACUUUGUCUCUUCUCAGCAUUUGCGUUUCCUUGAUAUUUGUCAAAGGAGUAGCUCAGGAUACAAGGCGGGAGGGGCUACCAAAUGCAUCAGCACUGUUGCAACACCGAUUACGGGCCAUGGGAAUCGGGCAGCCGAAGUGGCAUCAGAACCAUCAUGACGUUGCCCCGUCAAAGACGUGGCACUUCCCGGCACAAGAUCGAGCAGGCCAUGUGCAAAUUGUGGUGCACCAACCCCUGGAAGGGGGCAAAGUGGGCCUGAACCUUUCCGAAGACGAUUUGGUGGUGAACAAUUUUGGUGAUUUUCGCGCCUGUGACUUUGGAUUUCAAAUUGGGGACCGCAUCGUUCAGGUCAACGCAAUUCCCGUCUUCAAAGAGUCAGACUUUCGAUUUGUGAUGCAGGACGCUCUUCGUCGACACGAAGAUUCCGGCGAGCCGAUUCUGUUUGAAGUCAUCCGCGCCCCAAAGCCCAUGGCAAUGCCUGCAGGAUGCGAUGCAUAUCCAGCAACUUCGCCUGCAGUCAUGAGAACGAUGCUUCCGAAGCAUCCGGACUUUGAGGACAUCACUGGAGAAUGGUGCUAUGGCAAGACUGGCGAUGCUGAUCGAUUUUCAUACUCGGUCCGCAAGGUGGGUGAGGCUUUGAGCUUUGAGCAAGUCUUGCCGAAUGGGCAGAAGGUGGCCGGCAUGCUGACUCCAGAGGAUCCACAGAGCCCUUGGCUGAGGAGCGAGUUGCGGAGUUCUCAGGGCUUGUUCGGGGAGCUACGGAUUCAUUUUGAUCCAGAUGAGCAGGUCUUGGUGAGUCAAGUUCGGCCUGCUGGCCGACAAAAAUGGGGCGACGAACGAGUCGCCAAACGGGUGGCAAGAGAAUGAGAUCAGGACGUGCCCCACAAUGCACCACAGCACCGUGCAAAGGAAAUAG
This is a messenger RNA of Durusdinium trenchii, 1402 nucleotides long. NCBI's taxonomy places the organism in Eukaryota, Dinophyceae, Suessiales, Symbiodiniaceae. The record is from the annotation of a GenBank genome assembly.